AUGAUUCGAUUCUUCAUUUUGGUCCAAGUCAAGUCAAUUCUGACCCGGCUGGUUUCGGACCUUCAGGCGUUCCUGCUGGUUCUGGACGGUGAGAACCUUAGCUACAUCGCUCAAGCUCAGAAGAAGUCCAUCUCAGAGCUUCUGUCCAAACUGCAGGAGCACAAAGACACACCGGUAGUGGAGGAUGCAGAGUACAUGAUCAUGAACUGUCCCUCUGGAAGCCCAGCUAACGACCUCAGGCGAAAGUCGGCUAAUGAUUCGGGUUCGGCUGAACUUCCGCAGUUCGAGUGGCUUCGCAGCAUGUCUGUGGGUCCCGUGGUUCCUCCACGCCCUCCAAACAGGUUGGGGGACGAUGACUGCUACGAGGAGGCUGAGCCUUUUAUUCCAGCCACUCAGUCUACAGAUAAACUCGACUCAGAGAGCAGUCAUUAUGAGUCAUAUGGUGAGGAAGACGAGGACGUCCCUGUGGACCGAGCUCACUAUAUCCAGUGUGGCUCGUCUCAGUCCUGCCUGCGUCCUGUCCCUGAAUCGCGGCUCUGCGAGUACCUCUGGAGGAAGAAGUGGCUCGGUCAGUGGACGCGCCAGCUCUUCAUCAUUAAACAUGACUCCUUACUGUGUUUUAAGUGUGCUAAAGACCUCCAACCGCUGCUGGAGAUGAAGCUGACAGGCUGUCAGGUGGUGUACAAGUCCAAACACAACAAGAAGAUGCAGCAUGAGCUGAAGGUGGUGAGCGAGUCGGAGACGCUCAUCCUGGGCUUCCAGAGCUGCGGUCAGGCAGAGGAGUGGAGGAAGAUCAUUGAGGAACUCAGCGGCUCUUCGUACUGUGAGCAGGAAUCCACGGGCUCCUCCUCUAUCCUGAAGAGUGAAAGACUGGAUUCUUGCAGGUCGAGCUCAGUCCUCCACACCGAUUCGGACGAGGAGAUCCCCACCGCUCCUUCUUCUGCUCUCAGCAGCACAGACAACAACAAUUAUAAACACAGGGCAGGGUAUCUGAACGUGCUGAUGAAUUUUCAGUGGCAGACGCUGUGGUGUCGAGUCGACUCCGGAGUCCUGAACCUGUUUAGCGAUGAAAACAGCGACAUGACGCCUCAGUACACAGUGCAGCUCAGGGGGAGCGAGAUUCGACCCAAUACCACUCAGGCACACACACACCGCAUCACCAUCCUACAGCACGGAGAUCCGGUGGCUGUCCUGGAGGCAAGUUGUUCUGAUGAUAAAGAGCAGUGGAUCCAGCUCCUGCGGGAUGGGAGCUCCCCUGCGGUUGUAUCUCCAAAUCAGCACAACAGUCACGAGUCACUUAGCGGCCUGAAGACUCGGACGCUCCCCAACGCCAACACCUACAUGGACGACCCCUUUCAGCAGCUCAGUAGCUCAGUCCGCGGAUCUCCCAUCUACUCCAACACCACCUCACUGGAGCACAUGUUCCAGAAAUCCCACACUGCCAGAAACGGAGACACGUCGGAUUCCCCUGAGUACAGCAACUGUGACAUCUUCAGGAGCAGCAGUAAGAAAGUGUGGGAGGUGGAGCGAGGUGUGCAGAAGCUGCAGCUCGCUGGAAAACGGCUGCAGGUGAGAGCAGGGUCAGAGGUCAACCUCAUGAACGCGGGGCCGAAGCCGGCGAAGCGCUCGUCCUUCAGACAGUCACUGCUCCCGUUCUGCUCAGAUAGAACGCAGGGAGGGUUCCUGACUCCACUCCUGCGUAGAACGGCCUCAGCUAAGCUCUCUCUGAAACGCUCUCCCUCCACACUCCUCAUCGAACACGGCCGAGUCUUUCACAGGAGGAAGGAGUGGGAGACGAAGACUUCAGCUUGACCUGGACUCCUCAUCUCGUCAUCUUGUACACAUUCCCGUCCUGUUUAUUAUUAUUAUUAUUAUUAUUAUUAUUAUUAUUAAUAAUAAUAAUUGCACUGAGAAUAAUAUUAUUACUGAGCAUGUGGAUCAUGCAGGGUUUU
Messenger RNA from Clarias gariepinus (North African catfish), 1952 nucleotides. RefSeq names its product actin filament-associated protein 1-like 2. Gene Ontology annotation, molecular function: SH3 domain binding; SH2 domain binding. Gene Ontology annotation, cellular component: cytosol. Gene Ontology annotation, biological process: inflammatory response; positive regulation of DNA-templated transcription; positive regulation of epidermal growth factor receptor signaling pathway. The transcript has 15 exons. Lineage: Eukaryota; Metazoa; Chordata; Actinopteri; Siluriformes; Clariidae. Bases 1 to 1812 code for a protein of 603 amino acids. The record is from RefSeq and is a predicted model, not a curated record.